UAUCUACUUGAAAUGACACUGAUACAAAAGUCUAUCUAAAACCUUUACUUGGUAUAUAUCAACCUCUACCAAAUAGUACUCUGCAGUGCCACAUUGCAUUGAAAAGAAACUUGGAAAAUUGGACAUUAAGCGUCAGCUAACCCAUCAUGGUUAGCAUCACUCUGCUCCAUCGUGGAGUUUUUUAUUUUACUGUUAUGGGCACCAAUGUUCUACCACUUCUCAAACAUGGCAUGGACUUGUAUUUUCUGCAGUAUCGCGGAGGAACUGGAACUGGUUGUCAACGACAAGUAUUACCUCUGGUAUGCUUUGAUGAUCUGGGUCAAGAUUGGACAAUAUACACCGAACUUGGAUGCGCAUCCGUUAUCGCCAUGCUAGCCAUGGUUAUUGUUGGCCUUGAUACAAUCAUUGCAUUUUAUUUUUUCCUGUUUAGCUGUCAUGGCAAAAAGGAAGAUUUUCUUGCAGGGGCCGAGGAUGGAUGUUGUGGUUUAGCUGCUGUCGUGCUUUCAUUUGGUCACUAUGACAACGAGGUACUUGCCAAAUCCAAGUCCAUGGCAGCCAAAUGGCGUCGAGCAAGUCGAUUUGUUACUGCCGUAAUCCAAAUCGUGAUGAUUGUUGCUGCUGCUAGUGCACUACGUGUAGUUACCAACAUUGAUUCAAGACCUGAACAAAAAAGCUCCACAUUCGUGCUACUGCCAUGUUUGUUGUUGAAUAUCACUAGCUGGAUUGAAAACAUGUAUGAUGGUAUUAUGGUGCUUUAUGGUGAUUAAUCCGUGUAUUUAUAUUGUCUACUGAUUGAUAUCGCAAUCCUAUUUCAUUUGAAUAAAAAAAAAUAUUUACAGUCAAUAAAAUA
Batrachochytrium dendrobatidis JAM81 is the source of this 850-nucleotide messenger RNA. RefSeq lists its product as uncharacterized. Lineage: Eukaryota; Fungi; Chytridiomycota; Chytridiomycetes; Rhizophydiales. The record is from RefSeq and is a predicted model, not a curated record. The transcript is spliced from 2 exons. Bases 147 to 767 code for a protein of 206 amino acids.